This is a messenger RNA of Pseudocercospora fijiensis CIRAD86, 1107 nucleotides long. RefSeq lists its product as uncharacterized. NCBI's taxonomy places the organism in Eukaryota, Fungi, Ascomycota, Dothideomycetes, Mycosphaerellales, Mycosphaerellaceae. Gene Ontology annotation, cellular component: cytoplasm. The transcript is spliced from 2 exons. The record is from RefSeq and is a predicted model, not a curated record. Gene Ontology annotation, molecular function: flavin adenine dinucleotide binding; tRNA dihydrouridine synthase activity. Gene Ontology annotation, biological process: tRNA dihydrouridine synthesis. Bases 1 to 1107 code for a protein of 368 amino acids.
AUGACAUCCGCGGCGAAGAGGCUUCCUAUCCCCAGAAAUGGGGUCGACUAUAGAGGCAAGAUCGUCUUGGCCCCAAUGGUCCGCAGCGGCGAGUGUCCAUCGCGAUUGCUGGCGCUGAAGUAUGGCGCGGACCUGGUCUGGGGCCCGGAAACCAUUGACAAAGCUCUUAUCGGCACGACAAGACACGAGAACCCAAACACAAGUACAGUCGAAUUCACAAGAGUGUCAUCAAAUGGCGCCAAGAAUCCGACACUUAGUCCUGAGCAGCGGGAGAGCGUCAUAUAUAGACUGCAUCCAGGACGUGAAGGAAAACAAUUGAUCUACCAGAUCGGCACCGCGAAUCCAGAGACUGCUGUCGAAGCAGCGAAACUUAUAGCCAAAGAUGUGGCUGGGAUAGACGUCAACGCUGGCUGUCCAAAGCCCUUCAGCACUAGCGGUGGCAUGGGAGCUGCACUUUUGAAGACACCUGAAAAAUUGUGCUCAAUUCUUCGUGCGCUGGUAAAAGAGGUUGGCGAGCCAAAUGAGAUCGGUAUCAGCGUCAAGAUCCGAAUAUUGGACGAACCAGAAGACACAAGAGCACUCGUGGCGAAGCUUUGCCAGACUGGAAUUAUCGGGCUUACUGUGCAUUGCCGGACAACACCAAUGAGACCACGCGAAAGGGCCAUUCGAGAUCAGUUGAAAAUGGUCGCCGAGACUUGCCACCAGGCGGGAGUCGCUUGCUUAAUGAAUGGUGAUGUGACCAGUCGCGACGAGGCGCUAAAGCUGAUAGAAGAGUAUGGCGUAGACGGCGCAAUGAUUGCGACUGCUGCGGAGACCAAUCCUUCGGUAUUCCGUGCAGAAGCAGACGGUGGCAAAGCUGAUUGGGAAGAAGUUGUGAAGGAAUACGUUAAAACAUCACUCGAAGUUGAGAAUCGAUGGGGCAACACCAAGUAUCUUCUCGGGCAGAUGAUUCCCGGCAAGCAAAAAGUUUACAAGCAAAUGAUGACCACCAAGAGCUUCAGCGAUAUUGUGAAGGUGCUUGGCUACUCGGAUCUUGAAGACUUGGCCAAGGAUGUUGACAAGCGUUUGGAGAUUGGCGCGAUCAAAAGCACCGCGAGGACCUUGUGA